AGCAACUGAAUGCUUAUCACAUGACCAGGCAGGGCUGCUGCAGCUGGUGUUGUCGAGCUGUCAAAGGGAAGCCUGACUGUCCAACCACACAGUUAUUGUUGGAUUCAUUUUUUUCCAGGCUUUCCUUUGGCGUGAUGGAGCCAGUAUGGGGUGGGUUGCACACCCUGUGACAUGCGGACCGGAGCAAGAAUCUCACACCUUGCAUCUCCUCUCCAACAACACAGCCGACCGCCGUCAUGGCCAGUUAUCCACCCCCCUUUGAGGGCACGGGGGAAGUGAAGGAGGGCUUUCUUUGCCCACUGUGCCUGAAGGACCUUCAGUCAUUCUACCAACUCCAAGACCACUACGAAGAGGAGCACUCUGGGGAUGACCGCCACGUUAGGGGACAGCUCAAAAAUUUGGUUCAGAAGGCAAAGAAAGCCAAAGACAAGCUGUUGAAAAGGGAUGGAGAUGACAGACCGGAUACAGGCAGUUAUGAGUCCUUCUACUACGGUGGAGUGGACCCCUACAUGUGGGAGCCUCAGGAACUGGGAGCAACCAGGAGUCACCUCGACUUCUUUAAAAAACACCGGGCAGCCAGGAUAGAUCACUAUGUCAUUGAGGUCAACAAGCUCAUUAUCAGACUGGAAAAGUUGACAUCGUUUGACAGGACCAACUCAGAUGCCGCCAAAAUCAGAGCCAUUGAGAAGUCAGUGGUGUCGUGGGUCAAUGACUCGGAUGUCCCGUUCUGUCCCGACUGUGGAAACAAGUUUAACAUCCGAAACAGGCGCCACCACUGUCGUCUCUGUGGGUCCAUCAUGUGCAGGAAGUGCAUGGAAUUUGUCCCCUUACCUCUGGCUCAAAAGCUCAUCAGUGUGACACGAGAGGCCCUGUGCGUACCUGGAAGCCCCGUUCAGUCCCAGUCUCCCCCAUCAGGAGGUGGCGGGAGUGGGAUGGGCUCCAGGAGAGGCAGCAUCAGCAGCCUGAGCAGCGUUACCUCCAUGUUGGAGGAAAAGGACGACGAGAAGAUUCGCUGCUGUCACCACUGCAUGGACACACUUCUGAAAAGACAGCAGAAGCUGGAAGAGAAGGACCACGUGCCGGAUAUAGUGAAACUUUAUGAGAGGCUGAGGAUGUGCAUGGAGAAGGUGGAUGAAAGGGCUCCAGAAUACAUCAGAAUGGCUGAGUCUCUUAACGCCGGAGAAACCACAUACAAUCUUGACACUGCUGGUGGACUGAGACUGGAAGUACAGAAAUACUACGAACUUAUCGACGCCCUGAGCAAGAAGAUUUUAACACUAGGAGCAAAAGAUGAUCCACCACCGCGUACGAAGGCCCUCCAGCUGCAGAAGAUGAUCCGCUACACGGCUACACUAUUUGUCCAGGAGAAGCUGUUAGGUCUCAUGUCUUUACCCACUAAGGAGAAAUAUGAAGAGCUGAAAGAAAAAAGGAAACAGGAACAAGAGAAGAGACUCCAACAAGAGAGACUGGUGGCCCAAGAGGCCCUGAAGAAGAGGCAGGAGUCUGAGAAAAACCGUCCACCUCCCAGCACUAACGGAGAGCUGUCGCAGGCCCCUAGAGCUCCACGCAUGACCAAAGCUGGUGGCUGGCUGCCUUCUGCAGACUCUGCCAAUGCACGCAGUGAGCUCGAGGACCCACUGCUGCAGCAGAUUGAGAACAUACAGUCAUUUCUUCGCCAGGCACGGGAGGCCCAGAGGAUGGAUGAGGUAGCCAUGUUGGAAGAGAACCUGCGUCAGCUGCAGGAUGAAUACGACCAGCAGCAGACCAGCCUGGCCAUCGUGCUCUCCCAGAAGCUCGCUGCAGAGGAGAGCUUGCAGCAGGGGGAAAUCGAUCGCCUAGAAGCCCGGGAAAGGGAGGAGAGGGAGCAUUGGGGCCCCGCUGUGGGGUCCACUUUGCCCUCCAUCUCCUGGGCGAGGUCUCUGGAUAUCACUCCAGCAGGGGGCUACGAAGAAGAGGAAGACACUGAUGCAGAGGAGCUGACUCCUAAAGCUGAGAGGAGUCCAUCCUCUGUAAGAGCAUUCCCUGCUCUCACAAGCCAGGAGGAGUCACCUCCCAGGCUGAGGAGCUUAGGUGGGCAUGUAACCCCCCCUGGCGGUGAAGGACAGAAUAGCAGCUCCCUUAACCCUUUUGAUGAGGAGGGCUCUACUCCCAUUGAGGAGGAUCCAUCCAACCCCUUCUUUGAGGACAUCAAGAAGGAACACAAAGAGGUAACCAACGGGAAGAAAGAAUACAACCCAUUCGAGGAAGAGGAAGAGGAAGAGGUCGGGGAGGACAAACAGGCUGAGGCCGCACCUGGCAACCCCUUUGAAGAGGAGGACAACACUGACGCAGGUAACCCUUUCCUGGAGGCCUCUGGGAGUUCUCCAGGAGUCUCGACCAAUCCCUUUGAAGGGGAAGAUGAUGACGAGGUUUUGCCCGAUGUGGACAUGAUAGAGGAGGAACUGCUGCUGCAGCAGAUUGACAACAUUAGGGCCUACAUUUUUGACGCCAAGCUCAGCGGCCGUCUCGACGAGGUGGAGCUCCUGUCAGAGAACCUCAGAGAGCUACAGCACACCCUACAGGAGCAGAAGAAAAAGAAGCACUGACACCUUUCUCUCAACCCUCCCGCCUUGAUUACCUGCUACUUACCAAGUCCUGCAAGGUUAGCUCACUUUACAUGACUAAUGAGCCCACUGAUUUUAGUUUGGGUGAGGUCUGCAGCACCACAGAAUGAUUAGGUUAAUCCCAAUAUUGAGUUCAGUAGUCAGGAGUGACACCCUUAAUUUCCAAACAUCUUUCUUAACCACUUAUCCUGUACAGGGUCGCAAAGGGCUGGAGCCUCUCCCAGCAUGCACAGUUUUUAAGCACUGCAAAAAAAAUCAGUGCAAACAUGAACAAUGGAAGACAGAAGGAUGCCACUUAAAAGAUUUUUUAAUAAAACAGUCAGAUGGUUGUUUGAGAUGAGUGUGGCUUUGGUCUUGUGGAAGUCAGGAUGUGUGAUUUGGCUCUCUGGCAGAAGCUAUGAACAAAGUCAAAAUAUAAACAUGGCUAAGGUUGAACAAAUGUGAGCCAUGAAGCAGUUUAUGUAUGUUUUAAAAUAUAUGGUUGAAUAAUUCAUUGUUUCAAGGGGCUUUUUUCCCACCAAAAUAAGUUUAAAAGAGUACUACACCAACUUACCAUAGCACUCCUAUAACAGUUUUUUUUAUAAAGGAUAAAAAUCCUUGCAUCAGGACCAGAAAUACUGUAUAUUUUUAUUUCAUGCAUUCUUCUUCCUUUUCAAAGCAUGGUCAAAACCUGGCGCCUACAUCACCCACAAUGCAAUCUGAUGGCAGAGAUUUGGGUAUGUUAUGUUAGUAGCAGCCACUAGCCACAAGCGGGCUACAGGGGUCUGGUAAGCUCACUUCUUUGUUCUCCACACACACCCAGAAUAUUUUUCAUUUUCAAAAUUGUAGUCUUCAGCGCCUGUUGGUGUUGACUCAAGUGACGUCACAGGAGGAUUCUCUGGAGCCACAAAAGGCUUCAUGCAACAGUACUCCCCAAGACCUGUAAACGGUAAUGUGUAAAAUUGGUGGAGUUCCUAUUUAAUUCCAUCGCUAUUAGAGGCAUCUUGUUGUACAGCUUUGGUUUAUUUGUGGUGAAUUAAAAUUCUUGCUGCUCAUCACUGAACUGAAUUCCAAAGAACCAGACCAUGCAUUACUGUUCCAACUGGGCCAUUAACAAUACUCAGACAAAAUAACCAUCUGAUAGUUUAGUGGCAAACAGCCUAGUGCUUGAAGGAAACUGAUCAUUAAAUUAAUUAUAUAUUAAAACUCAAUCACAGGCUUAAAUUACAAAUUCAGUCACACGACUUGCACCACUUGUAGUUGCGGUCCCUGACCACUUUGUGUCAUAGAUUUAUGAUGGAGAUGAAAGGCACAUCACACAGAACCAAGCUAUUCUUGUUGCUCCUGUUAUAUAACUGUAGCUCAUGCAGACUAUGAUGACAUUAUCACGAGGAAACACUUUUAAUCUUUAACCGUGCUGUUAAUAACCACAAGUACAUCUGCAAUCAAAGCGUUUGCUCUGACAGCAGCUUAUUUCUGUUUCAGUGAAAGUUGCCUUUUUUUUGUACAACUGAAUUCAAAUGAACAUGUAAACCUGUCCCCUGUUAAGUGACAUUUUCUCUAUCUGUUUACAUGGUUUGGAUGCUCAAAUCAAUUCAGUUCACUAAUCAAUGUUUUGUGCAUCUUGUCUAUGUGAUGUUGGCCUUGGCAUGGUUGCAUUUUAGACCUUUCUUAUUUUUUUUUUUUUAAAGCAUCUUAAAUGCCACAGUGAGCCAAGUGGACAAAACGUUUUCCACGUCAUACUGUGCGACCCCCUAAAGGUUGUGAUCUUAUUUACAGUGGCACUACUGAUCCAACUGAGCACUUGGGUUGCAUGAUUCACGUGUCUGUGUUUCUUUGAAAUGCUGUUUGAUGCUGGUCUUUAUGUGAAACUAGUGGCCAAGCUUGUCUUCCGGCUUUCGUGUUUUAUACAUUUGGACAUAUUGAUAAAACACAUUGCUACUGUUCCAUGCUGUCAGACAAGAUCUCUAUGUAAAGCAUGUUAUCUGUUCAGUUGUUUCAAGAAGUGCAUUCCAAGUCCAUCCACGC
Molecule: messenger RNA, 4610 nt
Organism: Morone saxatilis (striped sea-bass)
Lineage: Eukaryota; Metazoa; Chordata; Actinopteri; Moronidae
Product: rabenosyn-5
Exons: 12
Coding region: 237-2585 (782 amino acids)
Molecular function (GO): metal ion binding
Source: RefSeq, a predicted model, not a curated record